Molecule: messenger RNA, 1341 nt
Organism: Daphnia pulex (common water flea)
Lineage: Eukaryota; Metazoa; Arthropoda; Branchiopoda; Diplostraca; Daphniidae
Product: beta-1,3-galactosyltransferase 5-like
Exons: 2
Coding region: 135-1241 (368 amino acids)
Cellular component (GO): membrane
Molecular function (GO): hexosyltransferase activity
Source: RefSeq, a predicted model, not a curated record
GCGGAGCUCAGUUGCGCGCCACCCGCCAGUGAACAUACAGAGAAAAGGCAUAGGCGAGUUUGCUGACAAACGACGACACAAUGUUCUCGCUAACAUACCACCAAACGAAAAAACAUGGAUAUUAGCGCAACGAGAUGGAGUAUUUAACCAAACCCGCAAAAAUGAAGCAGUUGGACAACUGUUGGUGGACUCCAGCUGGAGCGGGACUCCCCCUUACGAACCCCGCAACACAAUCCCGCAGUGGCGGAACAACCAUCCAACUGAUUGCGACCUUCUUUCUUCUGGUCACAAUCGGCCUUUGUUUCGUAGGAUGGACGACCAACCCGCCGGAAGAAUCUACCAAGGCUGCACUGCUGAAGACGGGCCAACUGUUAAAUGUGCAUCAGUUUGAUUAUCGACUCAAUAAUCCUCAAAUAUGUGCUGAAAGUACCGUGCAGCCUUUCUUCCUGGCGCUGGUUCAUUCCAAAGCCAAUCACUUCCGGCAGCGACAGGUCAUCCGACAAACAUGGGCCUCUCAGCACGAUCUCAUCCGCCACGUCUUUCUCGUCGGCCUAGCCGACCAAACUGGACUGGAGGGCACCAUGGACAUCCAGAGCCUGUUGGAAUCUGAAAAUGCUAAAUAUAGUGAUUUGGUCCAGGGGGAUUUUGUCGAUCAUUACCGGAAUUUGACUUAUAAAAACUUGAUGGGCCUUAAAUGGAUUGGGCAGUAUUGUCCGUCAGUGCGUUUCGUUCUCAAAAGUGAUGAUGAUGCUUUCAUCGACGUUCUCCAGCUGCAAAAAUUCAUCGACAGGACUUGGCCGGGUGGUCCGCCGUCCGAGACGUUGAUCUGCAACGUCCACGAAGACGCUCUGGUACAACGAUCGGGAAAAUGGGCCGUCAGUCGCGAAGAAUAUCCUUCAAAUACUUAUCCCGCUUUCUGUUCCGGUCUUGCUUACGUGAUGCGUCCUCAGCUGGCCAGUAAACUGUUUCGCUCAGCCAGUAAAGUUCCAGCUUUGUGGGUAGACGAUGUUUUCGUGACGGGAAUAUUGGCUGCCAGUGUUAACGUGCGACAUUUCUACCUUAAUCUUCGCUAUACUCACCAGCAAGAUGACCUCGUCCAGUGGCUGGAAACGAACCUACCUUCAAACCCACUUCCUUUUAUCGUUUCCGAGUUGGACACCAGUCGACCGGAAUGGCCGCGGCUGGCUCAUCGACUAUGGAAUAGAACUUGUACUUAUAAUGCAGUCGACAGUGAUUCCUGAAAGAUGGAGCAAGUGAUUUAAUUCGUUUCCUUCAAAUGUGCCAAUUACACAAUUCAAUCCGCAAGAAUGUCAAUAAUAAUACACUUUAUCAUACGUCCGA